Molecule: messenger RNA, 2690 nt
Organism: Rosa chinensis
Lineage: Eukaryota; Viridiplantae; Streptophyta; Magnoliopsida; Rosales; Rosaceae
Product: probable pre-mRNA-splicing factor ATP-dependent RNA helicase DEAH5
Exons: 2
Coding region: 200-2521 (773 amino acids)
Biological process (GO): spliceosomal complex disassembly
Cellular component (GO): catalytic step 2 spliceosome; intracellular anatomical structure
Molecular function (GO): RNA binding; ATP binding
Source: RefSeq, a predicted model, not a curated record
CAAACUAGUUCUACUUCAUUCCAAAAAAUAUUAGGAAACAAAACUCGGCUUUCCCAGCAAACUGGGUGAUCUUGUGUGCUGUGGAUUUUUAACAUUCUUCCCUCUUGAUUUUCAACUUGAUUUGAAGGGCGAGUUCGUCCAGGAAGACGAUGCUGAAUCAUAAAAAGAUCCGAAAUGCCCAGCAGUCUCAUAGAAAAGAAUGGCCGUGUCUGAGCAAGACAGUGUUUUCGACAAGCUUGCAUACCUUUCUCUGGUCUCCAGGAUUUGCAUAGAGCUUGAAAAUCAUGAUGGGGGUCUUGGAGACAAAGUCUUGGCAAAGUUGAUAGCCGACAUGGGACGAAACUGUGAGGCAGUGGACGAGUUCCAUAAAGAGUUGAAGCAAAACGGUAUUGACCUGCCUGAAAAUGUCAUGUCUAUUUUGUUAGCAAUUAUUCACUCUGUUCUUCCUCCUACAAAGGUUUCUGAGAAGAACAAAAUCCCAGACAUGGCAAUUAACAAUAGCAUGCAAAGGCAUCGAGAUGAUAAAAGAGGUCAAAGUGAGCUUAGGCGUAGAAGGAGGCAUAGAAAUUCACAGCAGAAUAGGAACUUGCCAAUAUACAAGUUGAAGAAUGAGCUUAUUCAAGCUGUGCAUGAAAAUCAGGUUCUUGUUGUCAUCGGUGAGACUGGUUCGGGCAAGACAACUCAGGUAACACAGUAUCUUGCUGAAGCAGGUUACACCACAAAGGGCAAGAUUGGAUGUACUCAACCCCGUAGAGUUGCGGUGACGUCUGUGGCCAAGAGGGUUGCUGAAGAAUUUGGUUGUGGAUUAGGGGAGGAAGUGGGGUAUGCUAUUCGUUUUGAAGAUUGUACUGGACCAGAAACUGUGAUCAAGUACAUAACUGAUGGGAUGCUCUUUAGGGAAAUUUUGGUUGAUAAUGAUCUUUCUCAGUACUCUGUGAUCAUGCUUGAUGAAGCUCAUGAAAGAACAAUCUACACUGAUGUCCUCUUUGGAUUGCUGAAGCAACUAGUUAAACGACGUCCUGAUCUUCGCUUGAUUGUCACCUCUGCCACAUUGGAUGCUGAGAAGUUUUCGGCUUAUUUCUUUGACUGUAAGAUAUUUACUGUUCCUGGUAGAACUUAUCCUGUAGAAUUGUUCUACUUGAAUCAGCCCGAAAGGGAUUACUUGGAUUCAGCUCUAUUAACUGUUGUGCAGAUUCACUUGACUGAACCUGAGGGUGACAUACUUCUCUUCUUGACUGGUGAGGAGGAGAUUGAAUCUGCCUGUCAGUCUCUGAAUGAGAAGAUGAAAGAAUAUGGCAAAGGCGUUCCAGAAUUGAUCAUUCUACCGGCUUAUGGUGCCCAACCUAGUGAAGAACAGGCAAAGAUAUUUAAGCCUACUCCUCCAGGGAAGAGAAAAGUGGUGGUGGCUACCAACAUUGCUGAAGCUUCUUUAACCAUUGAUGGGAUAUUUUAUGUCAUUGAUUCAGGGUAUGCAAAGCAAAAUGUGUAUAAUCCGAAGAAAGGGAUUGAUAUGCUGACUGUAACUCCAAUUUCACAAGCAUCAGCCAAGCAACGAGCUGGACGUGCUGGGCGGACAGGACCAGGCAACUGUUACCGCCUUUACACUGAGGCUGCAUUUAAGAAUGAGAUGUCGCCUACUACAGUUCCAGAAAUCCAGAGAACAAAUCUUGUAUAUACCACGCUUAUGAUGAAAGCAAUGGGGAUAAACGAGGUUCUAUCUUUUGACUUCAUGGAUCCACCGCCUUCCCAAGCGCUUAUUUCUGCUUCUAAACAACUGCAAAAUCUAGGAGCAUUGGAUGCAGAGGGGUCGGUGACAAAAUUGGGUAGUAGAAUGGCAGUGUUGCCUCUAGAUCCACCUUUGUCGAAGAUGCUGCUUGCCAGUGUGAACCUUGGAUGCAGUGAGGAGAUUUUGACCAUCAUUGCAAUGGUUGAGGCUGGCAAUAUCUUCUACAGGCCUAGAGGAAAACAAGCUGAAGCUGAUCAGAAAAGGGCCAGGUUCUUACAACCUGAGGGAGACCAUCUGACUUUACUUGCUGUUUAUGAGGCAUGGAAAGCUAAGAAUUUCUCUGUACCCUGGUGUUCUGAGAACUUUGUCCAGUUUCGGUCACUGAGCAAGGCUCGGGAUAUCAGGAGACAGCUUCUUACUGUCAUGGACAAGCAUGAAUUAGAGGUUGUAAGUGCAGGAAGAGAUCGCACAAUGAUCAGAAAGGCGAUUGUAGCUGGAUUCUUCUUCCAAGUAGCUAAAAGGGAUCCACACGAGGGUUAUAGAACCUUUGUUGAUAAUCAGCUAGUUUUUAUCCACCCGAGCAGUGUUCUUUUCCGGAGACAACCAGAUUGGGUCAUCUACAAUGAGCUGGUGAUGACCACAAAGGAGUACAUGCGCGAGAUCAGUGUAAUAGAAUCUAAAUGGCUCAUGGAACUGGUGCCGGGAUUUUUUAAGGUAACAAUUCCUUCAAGGAUGAGCAAGCGGAAACGUCAAGAAAUUGAACCAUUUAGUAGACAGUGUGCUUCGUAUGUGUAGAUCUGAAGUUGUAAAUAGUACUCUUGUUGGCAAAGCAUGUAGAUAUUGUUGUCAAAACUUUGUAUUCAGGUAUGGAUGCCGUAGCUAUGAUUUAACUAUUUCCGCCAAGUACAGACACUAUUUGUUCCAUGUUUAAUUUUCGAAUGCGAAUCAUUUGUCAGUUUAAUCA